AUGUCUUCAGGCUACGGCUCCGAUUUACCAACACCCUUCGAUGAGGAACCAAGUGAUUCGCAACAUACGAUGCGUGAGAAGAAACCGGACUCAUCCGAUGUGCACCUCGCUGGUCUCAGCUAUGUGCAUUUUGCCAUCAUCUAUGUUGAUCAUAGUGGCAAGCUCGGCUUCGAAGCUUCUCCGUCUAUCGCAGAUAGCUGCCAGUCAAUCCUGUCUCCCAGUGUAACCGAGACCUUUCUGAGGGCUGUUGCCAUAUCGAGCAAAGAUAGCCUCUCAGGAUCUUCGAGCCCAGAUUUUUCCUAUACCGCUUCAGAAGCGGCCAGAGAAGGAAGCCCAUUAUCCCCGCAGUCACUCGACAUCGCAGGGACCGAUAUCUUGACGAGAAAGGAAUCGAUUUCCAGCCUCGAAACGCAGCGCAAAUACACGAAUGAAGUUGAGACGGAGACUCCACUAGAGAAGUCUCAUGCUGGCAGCCGUCACGCCAAGAGAAAGAAAGUUUCCCAUGAAUGUAUGGUGGCCAUCAAUAUUACCUGCAAUCAGAGGGCUAUGCUGCCGCUUCGGGACCAGAGGCGCCUGCGCAGAUACUACGAGAAGGCAUUCGAGAGUCUGCAGCAAAUCAACUGUCGAACCAUUGCUAAAGCAUAUGUCAAACUCGUCGAGCCCCGGAAACAGGUCAACUACCCUUACAAUGGGCGCAAGCUCAUCGCUGGAGUUUCCCGGCAGCUAGAUCCCGAGUUGACAAAGCCAGCUUGGUGGCCAUCUGGUGUAACGCAUAAGGAGCCUGAUCAUCUUCCAAAAGCAGAGAGAGUCCGACUGCUCAUCCACAUUCUGUGCGAGCUUCGCGACAGCCGUGGAAUCACUGUCGGUAAGCUCCGAGAAGCGGACCAGUCUAUCCGCCGUCAGAUCACGCCCUCGGAGCGUCUGCAGGUGCUAGAUGAGAUCUAUCGCGUCCGGGAAGACGAAGAGAGCUUCCUGAACGGCCAGCUUGAUCCACAAGCAGCAGUAUACGUCUCUCGCGCUCACCUCCCAGAUGACAUGGACAGCAGCAUCGGCGGUUCCCCCGGAGCCCCAAUUAACGACUCGGAUAUGAAUCGAUUAUACAGAAAGGAAGCCUUCGACAUGGAAACCCACACCUCCGUCUUCCCAUCCAUGGGGAACCUCAUGAGUCACACCGAAUCAGCAAAUAGCAGGAGCGAAGACACCAUCACGCAUACCAGCUGGGACUCCUGCCCCCCAGCCUCCUCAAUACCCUCCCUCAGAGUCCCGCAGCGAGGCCACGACGCAGCAACCGCACUCUCCGUACCCAGUCCAUCCAUCCCCUUGUUCCACCAGGCGGCUCCUCCAAGCAUCCAUUCCUUCCCCUUAAGAUUCUACCAUGACCCGAGCAUCAGCCACGGGCAACAACAGCAAACUAGCCUGGACAUGAGCGUGCCCACUCCAGACGUAGGACACUGCGCCCACCCAUACUAUUUCAACUAUUGA
Molecule: messenger RNA, 1482 nt
Organism: Aspergillus clavatus NRRL 1
Lineage: Eukaryota; Fungi; Ascomycota; Eurotiomycetes; Eurotiales; Aspergillaceae
Product: DUF2841 domain-containing protein
Exons: 6
Coding region: 1-1482 (493 amino acids)
Source: RefSeq, a predicted model, not a curated record